Molecule: messenger RNA, 789 nt
Organism: Anolis sagrei ordinatus
Lineage: Eukaryota; Metazoa; Chordata; Lepidosauria; Squamata; Anolidae
Source: RefSeq, a predicted model, not a curated record
AUGACACUGCUAGGCCAGGCCCGAGAGGUUGCAGCACAAGAGCGGCCUCAGCACGAGUCACUCCAGUUCCUCCAGUGGCAAGGCCUGCUUCCCCUGGCCUGCCAAGGCCACUCCAAUGCUAAACAAGGCCUCCAAGCACACGCCGUAGGACCCCUCUGCCUUCAGAGCCACCACUGGCUGAGACAUCACCUGGCCCGGCUCUGCCACCUGGGCUUGAAGGUCACCACCAUGCUGGCCUCGGUGUCAGGCCCCGAUGGUAGGCCACUCAUCUCCAAAGAGGCUAACAGCAGUGGAGCUAUUGAAAAGCUGCAGUCGGAGCAUGUGAACAGUCAACAGCAUAUCAAAGACCUGGAGGCAAAGCUAGAGAAGUUACAAAGCAAUCUUCAAGUGAAAAUUAAAGCUCUGGAUGCUAUUGAGGAAAAGAAUGCUUCUCUGCAUGAAGAAAUCAUUUCAUUGAGAAAUACAUUUCAUGUUGUUAAUAGAAUUGAGGGAGCAGCACAUUCCAUCUCAAGCAUCCCUCGAUGUCCACUCCAGUUUCAGCAUUCUUCAGAUUACAAAGCAAGCAUUGCACCCAAAUGUUCGGACAAAGUACUGUUUUCACAGUUUCCUCAUUCUGGCUCAACCAUCAACUCGUUCUCUGGAAAAUCAUCUUCCAGAAUGGUCAGAUUUCCCAUAUCAUCACUUCAGACUCUAGACAAAUCUUUAGAGGGGAAAGUGAAGAGUUUAGACAACCAACAGCUCCCCUGCUUACCUCCUAAGGAUAGGAAAGGCAGAUAUUGUAAAUCUUGA